CAAACAGAAGAAGAAAAAGCAGAAAACAUGGAGGACACUAGAGGAGCUUCCACUCAUUCCCUUCUCACAGAUGAAUGCUACGCGGAUUUCCUGGUGGAGGAUUUUGACGUCAAGACGUACACGGCGCGUGCCAUUCAUCAUGCCGUCCUCGCGGAGCAGCUGGCCAAGCUGGCACAGGGCAUCAGUCAGCUGGACAAGGAGCUGCACAGCCAGGUCGUGGCCAGACAUGAGGACUUAUUGGCUCAGGCGACUGGGAUCGAGUCUCUGGAAGGAGUCCUUCAAAUGAUGCAAACAAGGAUCAGUGCUCUGCAGGCAGCAGUUGACAGAAUUAGAAUGAAGAUUGUUGACCCAUACACUAAGAUUGUAGCCAGGAUCACCCAACUGGCCAGAUUGCAGGUGGCCUGUGACCUGCUCAGAAGGAUUAUUCGCAUCUUGUUCCUGAGUAAGAGGCUGCAGGGUCAGCUUCAGGGGGGCAGCCGUGAGAUCACCAAGGCAGCUCAGAGCCUCAAUGAACUAGACUACCUGUCACAGGGGGUGGAUCUGAGUGGCAUCGAGGUGAUAGAGAAUGAGCUGCUGCUCAUCAGUAGAGCCAGGCUGGAGGUGGAGAACCAGGCCAAGAGGCUUCUGGAACAGGGCAUGGAGAUUCAGAAUCCAACUCAGGUGGGCACAGCCCUGCAGGUCUUCUAUAACCUGGGCAGUCUGAGAGAGACCAUCACCUCUGUAGUAGGUGGUUACCAGACCACCAUAAGGGACAACAUCACCAGUGCCCUGGACAUUAAGGGCCUGACCCAAGCAUCCACCCCCAGAGGGGCUCCAGGCAGGGCGGUGCUGCCCACACCAGGGAACACUGCAGGGUUCCGUGCUGCUCUGUGGACCAACUUGGAAAAACUGAUGGACCAGAUUUGCGCUGCAUGCAGACAGGUGCAGCAUCUGCAGACGGUCUUGAUGAAAAAAAGGGACCCUGUCAGUCACAUUUGUUUCAUUGAUGAAAUCAUCAAGGACGGUCAAGCUGACAUCCUCUACACCUUCUGGACAGAUGUGACCACCACACUGACCCAAGAGUUUUAUCGAGCAACCGAAGCCUCCUCCUUUCUGAAGCAGGCCUUUGAAGGAGAGUAUCCCAAACUACUAAGACUGUACAAUGAGCUGUGGCGCCGCCUGCAGCAGUACAGCAGCAGCCUGCAGGGGGCGGUGGUGAGCAGCGGCGGCGUGGACGGGAGCGUGGACAUGAGCUCUGAGACGGACGGACAGGACCUGUUCACACAUGGAAAACAGGAUUACAAUCCAGAGAAGGCUUUGAAGGACUCUCUGCAGCCGUACGAGGCCGCCUACCUUUCCAAGUCCCUCUCUCGUUUGUUUGAUCCCAUCAACCUGGUUUUUCCAAUGGGGGGCCGCAACCCGCCGUCCAAUGAUGAGCUGGACAGCAUCAUCAAGACCAUCAGCAGUGAGCUGAACGUGGCAUCUGUAGAUCUGAACCUGUCUCUGGCCGUUUCCAAAAACGCUGCCAAGACUGUCCAACUCUUCUGCGUCAAGUCUGAACAGCUGCUGUGUACUCAGGGCGACGCCAGUCAGGUGAUCGGUCCCUUAACCGAGGGUCAGAGGAGGAACGUGGCGGUGGUCAACUCCCUCUACCGUCUGCAGCAGGCUGUUGCCAAGAUUGUUUCAGGGUUGGGCUCGUGUCCUCCAGCAGCUGCCGAGGCCCUCGCUUCUUCUCUGGAGGACAUCCAGGCCCUGAUGAGCAGUGCGGUGCAGCCUCUCCUCCAGUCCGUGAGCGACUCCAUCGAGGCCAUCAUCAUCACAUUACACCAGGAGGACUUCUCAGGGUCUCUGUCCAACACGGAGAAGCCAGACGUGCCCUGUUCCCUCUACAUGAAGGAGCUGCAGGGCUUCAUCUCCAGAGUGAUGGCCGACUACUUCCGCCACUUCCAGUGUGCAGACUUUAUCUACGAGAGCACCGAGGCCAUCGCUCAGAGGGCCAUCGAGCUGUUCGUACGUCACGCCAGCCUCCUGCGACCGCUGGGAGAGGGCGGCAAGAUGAGGCUGGCAGCGGACUUCGCACAGAUGGAGAUGGCGGUGGCUCCUCUGUGCAGGAGAGUGUCUGAUCUGGGGAAACCUUACAGAAUGCUGCGCUCCUUCAGGCCCCUGCUGUUUCAGACCAGUGAACUCAUUGUCAACAGUCCAGUGGUUGGAAACCUGAUCCCUUAUAGUGUACUGCUGCAUUUCCUCUUCACCAGAGCUCCAUCAGAGUUAAAGUCUCCACACCAGAGAGCUGAGUGGUCGGUUGCUCGGUACUCCCAGUGGCUGGACGACCAUCCGUCUGAGAGAGACCGUCUGACCCUCAUCAGGGCGACUCUGGAGGCCUACGUCCAAUCAGUGAGGGCUCGGCAGGGGAAGGAGUUCGCCCCCGUGUAUCCCAUCAUGCUUCAGCUGUUCCAGAAAGCCACUGUCGGCUCACAGGCCUAGGAGGCGUGGCCUAGGAGCCAGAGGAGGCGUGGCCUAAGAGCCUGAGGAAGCAGGUUUGCUCUGAGGGAUUUAAAGGUGCAGUAGAGAAAGACUGACCCAUGAAGAGAACAUUGACCCAGGAGAACUGGACUGUGUGUGUGUGUGUGGGGG
Molecule: messenger RNA, 2613 nt
Organism: Sphaeramia orbicularis (orbiculate cardinalfish)
Lineage: Eukaryota; Metazoa; Chordata; Actinopteri; Kurtiformes; Apogonidae
Gene: cog5
Product: component of oligomeric golgi complex 5
Exons: 22
Coding region: 28-2463 (811 amino acids)
Biological process (GO): intra-Golgi vesicle-mediated transport
Cellular component (GO): COG complex
Source: RefSeq, a predicted model, not a curated record